Molecule: messenger RNA, 309 nt
Organism: Echinococcus granulosus
Lineage: Eukaryota; Metazoa; Platyhelminthes; Cestoda; Cyclophyllidea; Taeniidae
Exons: 1
Coding region: 1-309 (102 amino acids)
Source: RefSeq, a predicted model, not a curated record
AUGUUGACAGUCAAAAUAGCAGGCAAUGAGACAAAUGCAAUCAACCUGCUACCACCAUCCCCUCCUCACACUCAAGCCAUCAAUGCUGGCGAAGUCAGCUUCUACACGACCCCACCCAGAUGCGAGACAAGAACAAUGGUUUGCGUAAAAAGGAAAUCACCAUCAAAUCAUAUUCUCAGGGAUGAAAUAGCAGUGGUUGUUGUCGGGGAAAGUAACGUACAAGUUGGAAAAAUCUUCUCUUUCUUAUUCACACUUGGCAUAGUUUUAACUUUGGCGAUGAGAAAAGGAAACAUGAGGAGACGACAAUAA